Penicillium brevicompactum is the source of this 723-nucleotide messenger RNA. RefSeq lists its product as uncharacterized. The transcript has 4 exons. Bases 1 to 723 code for a protein of 240 amino acids. Gene Ontology annotation, molecular function: hydrolase activity. The record is from RefSeq and is a predicted model, not a curated record. Lineage: Eukaryota; Fungi; Ascomycota; Eurotiomycetes; Eurotiales; Aspergillaceae.
AUGUAUGGCGUGAUAAUGAAGAUCACUUGGCUGCUAGCUGUCAUUGCAAACAGGUUAUUCCUAUAUCAGGCACAGCUAGUGUCAGAAAACGACUGCGCAACCGGCGUUCACGCCAUCAUUGCCAGGGGUCAAGGAGGGGGCGAUGAUCUUAACGUGAUGAAAACCCUAUCAGAUUUGAUACUACAGCAGAUCCCAGGAUCAACGACCCUCGGCCUACCUUACGAUCACGAGAAUGUUUUAACCGAUGCUGCUAAGCGAGAUACAGUCCAUGACGCGGCUGUCUUAAUGCAGGAGUUCGUGCAGGAAUACGCCGAGGCCUGUCCCGAUGUCAAAAUCGUGGUGGUAGGAUAUUCAAUGGGUGCAGUCGCUAUGAUGGAUGCCAUAUGCGGAACCAGCGAGGUCGGAUUCAUCUUUGUCCCUCCACUCCAGCCAAUUUACAGCAAAACCGUCAUAGCGGCAAUCGCUUAUGGAGAUGAGACGUAUAAUCCCGGGAUGCCAUGGAAUGUGGGAAACUGCACACUUGGUAUAGGGAAGGUCACCCCUCGCAUGAACUCGGCAUUGUGCAGCCCAUUCGGCGCAUCGAUUCAUAGCUAUUGUGACUACGGCGACAAUCAAUGUUGCUCGCCCUAUCCAGCUGACGGCAAUGUUGCACAUCACGGCUACGUUAAGAAAUAUAAUCAAGACGUGGUGGAUUUUAUCAAACAACGCCUUGUCACAGCAUAG